Messenger RNA from Malassezia restricta, 705 nucleotides. RefSeq names its product N-alpha-acetyltransferase 40. The coding region runs from base 1 to 705 and encodes 234 amino acids. The record is from RefSeq and is a predicted model, not a curated record. Gene Ontology annotation, cellular component: nucleus. Gene Ontology annotation, molecular function: histone H2A acetyltransferase activity; protein N-terminal-serine acetyltransferase activity; histone H4 acetyltransferase activity. The transcript has 2 exons. NCBI's taxonomy places the organism in Eukaryota, Fungi, Basidiomycota, Malasseziomycetes, Malasseziales, Malasseziaceae.
AUGGCUGCAGCACAGCGCCUCGUGCGGCAGGCCCAGCAGUUGCGCAGUGCACAGCUCCAGGCAUGCGUGAGCGCGUCGCCGAGUACACGCAUGAUUGUAGCGACGGCGUCCGAGCUCUCGCGGGACAUGCAUGAGCGCAUUUUUGCGAUCCUCGAGGCGAAUAUGCGCGGCAUGUACGAGGGAUUGGAUGGAUGGGACGCCUCCUUCAAGCGCAUGGAGCUCCAUCACCCCAAGUCACGAUACCUGUUGGCCCUGCAUGGCGACGAUGUGCACCACCGCCGGUCACGGCGCAUACAUGGCCGUGCGCGCGGUCCCGUUCUCCAGGGCUUCGUGAUGUGGCGCUACGAUACGGACGACACGACGCCUGAUGACCCUUUUUCUGAAGGCAUCGUGGCUCCUGUCGCAUACUGCUACGAGCUGCAGGUAGCAGACGCGUGGCAAGGCCGAGGUAUUGGAGCACACCUGCUCCAGACGCUCGAGCGCCUCGCAUGGCAUGCCCACAUGCGCAAAACCAUGCUCACAGUCUUUUACAUCAACCAGCGUGCAAGAUCCUUUUAUGCAUCUCAUGGGUACGUCACGGACGCCACGUCGCCAUCAAACGACGACGGAGAACGUCAUCACUACGUGAUCCUGUGCAAGCCACAUCCCGACUUAGUCGACAAACGCGUCGAACUACGACAGAGGGCUGAGAAUUCUGACGCGUGA